GCCUCAGAGGCCAGGAGCAGCGGGGCCUGGUCAAACCCUGAGGGGUCAGCUGUGGAGGGCGUGGGAGGCUUCGCCACCGGGAGCUGGCCCGGCGCCGGCGUCCUGACUGCCGGCCUUUGAAUGGGGAGUCUUCGCUGGUGACUGUCGCUUCAGCCCUUCUGGUGUGGCCGCGAGUCGGGUUGUUUCGUUUAUCUUCUCUGAUGUGAGCUUCCCUAAAUUGAUUCUUAGGAGUGCAGUUUCCGUGGUCCCGGUCCUUUGGUUGCUCUGCUGUGCUCCGUCACCUCCUAAAGAUGCAUCCUGACUUAUCACCACACUUGCACACUGAAGAAUGCAACGUCUUGAUUAACUUGCUUAAGGAAUGUCACAAAAAUCACAGCAUUCUGAAAUUUUUUGGUCAUUGCAAUGAUCUCGAUCGGGAGAUGAGAAAAUGCUUGAAGAAUGAGUACAUGGAAAAGAGGACCAAGAGCAGGGAGCAUGGCAAUGCGAUGCGAAAAAGACUUUUUAAUCCCGCAGAGGAAUCUGAAAAAUAAAUUAGAGGCAUACCUCGUUUUAUUGUGCUUCGUUUUAUUGAGCUUCGCAGAUAAUGCAUUUUUUUCCAAAUUGAAGGUUUGCGGCAACCCUGCGUCGAGCAAGUCUAUUGGCGCCAUUUUUCCAACAGUAUUUCUCACCUCGUGUCUCUGUAUCACAUUUUGGUAAUUCUCACAAUCUUUCAAACUUUAUAAUUACUAUCAUAUUUCUUAUGGUGAUCUGUGAUGUUACUAUUGUAAUUGUUUUGGAGUGCCACAAAGCAUGCCCAUAUAAGACAGUGAACUUAAUCAAUGUUGUGUGUAUUCUGACUGCUCACCAACCAGCCAUUCCCUCGUCUCCCUGUCCUUGGGCCUCCCUAUCCCCUGAGAAUCAACAUAUUGAAAUUAGGCCAGUUAGUAAUCCUACGAUGGCCUCUCAGUGCUCAGGAGUCCCCCAUCUCACACUCUAAGUCAAAAGCUAGAAGUGAUUAAGCUCAAUGAGAAAGGCAUGUUGAAAGCCGAGAUAGGCUGGAGUGAGGCCUCUUGCGCCAGUUAGCCAAGUUGUGAGUGCGAAGGGAAAGUUUUUGAAGGGAAUUAGAAGGGCUACUCUGGUGAACACACAAAUGUUAAGAAAGUGAAACAGCCUUGUUUCAGUGGUGGAUGGAAGGUCAAACGUUCCCUUAAUUCAAAGCUUGAUCGAGAGCAGAGUCCUAACUCUCUUCAGUUCCGUGAGGGAUGAGAGGCAAGGGAGCUGCAGAAGAAAAGUUUGAAGCUUGCACACAUUGGUUUGUGGUGUUUAAGGAAAGAAGCUGUCUCUAUAACCUAAAAGUGCAGGGGUGAAGCAGCAAGUGCCGAUGUAGAAGCUGCAGCAGCAUUGAGGCAAGACCCUCCACCGGCAAAGAGAGGAUGACUCAAUGAAAGCACAGAUGAUACGGUUAGCACUUUUUAGCAGUAAGGUAUUUUUUAAUUAAGGCAUGUAUGUUGUCCUCUAGACAUUAUGCUAUUAUGCACUUAAUAGACUACAUUAUUGUAUAAACAUAACUUUUAUACCUGUUGGGAAACCACAAAAUUCAUUUGACUUGCUUUGUUGUGAUAUUUGCUCUAUUUUGGUGGUCUGGAACGAAACCUGUAGGAUCUCUGAGGUAUACUUCCCCUGGAUGCCUUGGCUGAGAGAAGACCUAAAGACUCUUGGUUGAUAACCGAAAGAAUCUUACCUCAUUUGGUCUCCAGAAUCCUUUGAAUGGAAAGUGACCCAUGGGGAAAUACGGAAAGCCUGAUUCUGAAUAUUUGUUGGGCGGAGCCUUAGGUACUGUCUCUCGUCUGCCGACAUACCUGACUUCCAACACAUUUCUUCCCUUUGCCAGCAAUCAGUUCACAUUUGCAUAACUUAUCUCCUUCAAUAAAAUAAUUGACUUUAAUUAUAUUUUCUCUGUUCUCUUAGACUUUCCUGGAAUUAGGGCAAAGUGGUCCCAUUAGACUUUGCUUUUUGACAAUGUGGUGAUUUUGGAGCUUAAACAUUGAAGACACAAACUAGGGCAGAAAGAGUUUGGGGAAGUCUCGGCUGUGUUAACGAUAUGAAAAUGACCCAACUUUAUCAUUCCCAGACUCAUUUCUAGCAGGCAACCACCCCGUGCCCUUUUUGCCAGGUGUUUCUGAAACCAGUGACAAUCUGGAAGUCAGCAACUUCCAGCCACAGCAGAGGAUUGAUCUUCUUGUCAGAUGAGGUGUCAACAGACUGUGAGCUGUGAGCUCCUUUUAGUGAAUUCUGUGUGUAUAUCCAGAAUGAGGCCUUGCUGACGUCAUUGUUUAAUAAGUGACGUCCCCAUCAUCAGAGGUGUUCAAGAGGCUGGACAUUCACUUAGCAAGGUGGUUAUGCAGGAUCACAGGCAUUUAAUGAAGGGAUGGAGGACAAAGUAGAAUUAAUUCUUUGAGACUGAGAUUUAUGAAUAUUUAUUCAGCCCCUUCCUCCAUGUCAGUCAGUACAGGUACAGAAAUGAGACAUUUUGCCUUUAGAAGCUUGUAGUAAACUGACGAGUUGACUAUUCCAGUAGUGUUGAAGUGCCAUGAUGAGGUAGCUGUCAUAGAAGACAUAGAAAGGGCAUCCGUGCCCGGCUUUCAGGAGGAAGGAGCCAUUCCAAGAAACCACUUAGCAAGGUACCUUUGACAAACAGUGAAACGAUACAUUGUGGGGAGCUUCAAGUUGUUUAGCAUGACUGGAAUGGGAGGGCUGAUGGUGGAGGAAGAGAAGAAAUGGCUUUUAAUUCAGUUGGAGUUUUUCUUCAAUGCUGUUGUGAUCAGUUGCAGAUUUUAAUAUGGUGAUUAGGGAUUUGUGGAUGGGGCCUUAGUUGGAAGGGUGAUAUGUUUUGGUUUGUAUUUUAGCAAGAUUUUUCUGGUUGUAGUUUGGGGGAUAGAUUGGAGAAGAGAAGUUAUACCCAGGGAGACCCAUUCGAUUUUUGCUCCAACUUAGAUGGUAAAUGAAGGCCUAACAUAGAGAAGUGGCUUGAGGACCCAGACGAGUGGCUAGAUUUGAGGGGAAUUUGAACACAGAGUCUGCAUGGCUGACUAGGAGGUCUCGGACAGUUAUGUCUGCAUGCUCUUGGGGCCCUGCCCUGAGUGGGAGGGGAUGUAGCAGAGAUGCGGGGUAAAGUGCUGGGUUUGAGGUGUGCUCAGGAGACCCUAGGUGGAGGUGGCUUUCCAGCUUCUGAGGAUGCAGAUCUAGAAGAUAAUGGUCGUCUGGUUGAGAACAGAAUUGGGAGACAGCGCUUGCGUGUGGCCGCUAGCACCCUGUGGGCCAGUGUUGAGCAGGAUGAAACUUUGGGUCACUUGAUUUUUUAAAAUUCCACAUUUUGGUGGAACAUUUGGACAAUCUAAGUUUUUUAUAGACUUCACACUCUAAGACCCCUCAACUCCCCAGAGGCAUUGAUAACUGACAGUUGGGUGGCUCUUCUCUGCAUUUACAUCACUAUUUCGGGACAAGAAAAGGAGCCCCGUAUUUGGAGAAGGAGCAGGCAUAGAGGGAGAGGGCAAACCAUAGCAAAUGGUGCCAUGGAAUUCCAAGAGGGUCCCAGAGGAGGGAGUGUCGUGUCACUGGAUCCAAUAAGGACUGAGGUGCCCUUUGAGGCUCUGGUUCCUCUGUCAUCCCUGACUGAGAGCCACUUCCCGUGGUGAGGAGUGGCCAGGAGCUUACGGGAAGCUGGAGGAUGCAAGCAUAUUUGGAAAGGCUUGGCUCUGAAGGGAAGGGCAUUUUAAGGUGAGAGAGAGUCUUACAAAAUCAAAAGGAAACGGUGAGUGACACUAGGGAAGGGGUGUAUUUGAAAAGAAUGCCCGAAAGGAGGGAGGGGUUGAUUUGUGGAGUGAAAUCUUUGAGGAAGCAGAAGUGAGUGAGAUUUAGGGCCCUUGCUGACAGGAUUACUGUUUUUUCCAGAAAACUAAUGAGAAGCUGAAAACUUGAAGCACUGUAGGGAAUGUAAAGUAUUCCUUUCAGAAAGCAGUAAAUACCUGUCUGCAGAGGUUGUGCCGCUGUCUCCCAGACUCGGUGCCUGCUCUUUGAGGACCAAAGUCUCAGCCGUGCUAACAGGGUUACCAAUAACCAGUUAUAUGCUGGUAAAUGUUUAACACCGCCCUGAGAAACAAACUUAAAAGGUACUAAUUUGUAGAAUUUGCCAUUGUCUGUGGUGCACACCCUCCUGCCACAGCAGAUUUCAGACUCCCAAGGUGACGUCACCCAAGUGGAGCUGGAAAGACAUGCUCUCCGGAGGCUCUCCUGAGCUGGUCCCAGCUGCCUCCAGCCCCCUGUGGCACACCACUGCCACGUGGAAGGAAUGCAAGGGAUCAUCACAGAUUGCCCAGUGAUUGCCACCUCUCCCACUUGUCGCAUUUUGUCCAUUGAAAGCACCUCUCACCGAAGAUGAGCAGUAAUGCAAGACUGCUGUGCCUUCUGCGCCUACAGUCCAGGACUGCUGGAGUUCCAGGAGUCUGCAAGGGCGUGUCAUUUUGUGGAAGAGAGGAAGCGAAUGCCAGGUGGAUUCGGGAGGAAAUGGGACCUGCCUGUGCCUUGUUGGUUGGAUUUGUGCCCCAGCACUCAGCUGUCUGCAUCUCUUUCUGUUGCAAUACCAUGACCUUCUGGUUUAGGACAUGUCACCAGUUGCCUGCUUUUUUCAGCCCUCUGUGGGUCAGUGUGAAACCUCACAAUUUUCUCCUUUGCAGAGCAAGCGUACUUUCUUCCUGGGGAUUUCUGGGUUGGGUUUUUGUUGUUGUUUUUUUAAUCUUUGAUUUUUUUUUAUUGCCACUUGUAGUAGGAGCCUAACAGGCUGGAGGGAGAUGGGGGUGGGAGGGAGCAGGUGUCCUGUGUCCUCUUGCCUAUAUCAGGCACCUGGCA
Molecule: messenger RNA, 4884 nt
Organism: Ailuropoda melanoleuca (giant panda)
Lineage: Eukaryota; Metazoa; Chordata; Mammalia; Carnivora; Ursidae
Gene: CMC2
Product: C-X9-C motif containing 2
Exons: 6
Coding region: 291-530 (79 amino acids)
Cellular component (GO): mitochondrion
Source: RefSeq, a predicted model, not a curated record